Messenger RNA from Hyaloscypha bicolor E, 2522 nucleotides. RefSeq lists its product as uncharacterized. Gene Ontology annotation, biological process: phosphatidylinositol dephosphorylation. NCBI's taxonomy places the organism in Eukaryota, Fungi, Ascomycota, Leotiomycetes, Helotiales, Hyaloscyphaceae. The transcript is spliced from 3 exons. The coding region runs from base 106 to 2199 and encodes 697 amino acids. Gene Ontology annotation, molecular function: phosphatidylinositol-4-phosphate phosphatase activity. Gene Ontology annotation, cellular component: endoplasmic reticulum. The record is from RefSeq and is a predicted model, not a curated record.
AGCUCUCCAGCUUCACAACAGACCCCACUGCCCAUGAUUGUCUGAACACAGCCGCAGACAAAGCAUAGCACUCCUAGCUACUGUGGUCUGCACAUCUUCGCAAUCAUGGCUUCCCUACCAUUCCGGGACAUCAACGUCCAUGCUUCCACAUCGCAUUACGCCUUCACUUCGCCUUCCUCGCCAUCGGCCCCAACACUCGUUGUCGACCGCCCAUCAGGAGAUCUCCGCUUGAACGACGGGACAUUAUUGGGAGGGAAGCGUGUCUCUAGCAUCGCCGGGAUUUUGGGCAUGAUCAAGUUACGGCUAGACAAAUACAUCAUCGUCAUUACCAAAGCUCAGCCAAUGGGCAGACUGAAGGGACAUAUGGUAUAUAAAGUCAUUGCGACCGAGUUCCUGCCUCUGCGAGAACGACCCCUCCACGAUCAGGACGAGGACACCUACCUAGCCUUGCUUAAGGCGUUCAUCAAGUCUUCCCCCAUGUACUUCUCGUACUCCUUCGACAUCACAAACACAUUUCAAAGGCAAUCACAACUCGACCCUUCUGUGCCAUUAUGGGAGAGAGCAGAUGAUCGAUUCUUCUGGAACAAGUUCGUCCAGUCCGAUCUCAUCGAUUUCCGGACCUCGGGGACUCGACAUCAGCAUGGCCAGCAGCCCGGAGUGGAUCCUUAUAUACUUCCUGUUAUGUUUGGAAUGAUGGAGAUUAUUACAACCAGGGUCAAGUCGACUCCUCUCACCUUGGUCUUGAUUACUCGGCGGUCACGGCACCGAGCUGGGACAAGAUACUUCUCGAGGGGAAUUGAUGAGCAAGGUCAUGUCUCCAAUUUCAAUGAGACAGAGCAAAUCAUUAUCUUGAAUGAUAGUACCAGUGGCUUAGGCGGCUUUGCUGGUGGUGGUGGAAUGCAGAAUGGUAAGGUUGGUGGAUCUGGAGGAAAGGAAGUCCAGAUAAUGUCCUACGUUCAGACCAGAGGAAGUGUGCCUGUAUUUUGGGCCGAGGUCAACACGCUGCACUAUACCCCGAAGCUGCAGAUUCGCGGUGUGGAGACAGCAGUCUCGGCCGCCCAGGCGCAUUUCGACGAGCAAAUCCGACUAUACGGGGACAAUUACCUCGUCAAUCUUGUGAAACAAAAGGGCCGAGAGCAGAGAGUGAAAGAGGCAUAUGAGCAAAUGAUUAAGAUGCUUGUGUCCUCGCCUUUUGAGGGCACUUCGGAAGACAGUAGAUCGAGCGAAAAGUUCCAUCUCGUCGAAUCAAGCACUAGCCAGCAAGAAUUCGAUCGCCUGCACUAUGUCUAUUUCGACUUCCAUAACGAGACCAAGGGCUUGCAAUGGCAUCGAGUACAGCUUCUAGUCGAUCAGCUCCACGACGCACUAGAAAGACAGCAGUACUUCCGUGGUGUCGAUAUGCCCGCGGAUCUCGAAGGCCGCCUUGAAGUCCGCAAUCAUCAGACCAGUGUCAUUCGAACCAAUUGCAUGGAUUGUCUUGAUCGUACAAAUGUUGUUCAAAGCAUCCUUGCUCGUACGGCCCUCAACCGACAACUCACUGACCUGGGUGUUCUCUCCCGCGGCGAGACCUUCACAUCCGACCCAGCCUUCGAAGUUCUCUUCCGCAAGAUAUGGGCCGACAACGCAGAUGUGGUGUCUACGUCGUACUCUGGAACUGGAGCGCUGAAGACCGAUUUCACUCGUACUGGUGUACGCACAAAAGCAGGUCUUCUUCAAGAUGGACGGAAUUCAAUGACCCGGUACUUCAGGAACAACUUCACUGAUGGUCCCAAGCAAGACGCUUUUGAUCUCUUCCUUGGGGCCUAUCUACCAACCACGAGUUCAUACCUCCUCUUCGUAGACCAACGGCCGCUUCUCGUCCAAUCCAUCCCCUACGUCUUCGCCUUCAGUUUAUUCUUUGUCUUCAUCGGGUCCUUUACAAGAAGAUUGCCAGAUGCUGCUGUCCUUCCUGUGAGAAUAUUCAUCUUGUUCUGGUUCGUCGUCGCAGCUUGGUGUGCGAACUUCAUCAUCAGGAACGGGAUGCUAUACGUCAAUUGGCCAAAGCUCAACCCGCGACCGUGGGCCACUGAAGGGUACCAGGAGGCCAUCAGCAAUGUUCGGAAGGACAAAGUGAUUGGUGGUUUGGUUGCAAGACAUGAGAGGGGUCUCAGUACUGCCAGGUACACGAAUGCGGAAGAGGGGAAGAAAAGGAUUGAGUAGAGGCGUCUUCGACUUUUUGUUCAUCUGUUGAUUUCUCGACGUUGGGAAGCUUCUAUAGAUUUCCCGAAGGCGGCAGGCCCGUUUAGACUAAUGUUAUAUCCGCGCUGUACGGUUAUUCUUUCAGUUACUCUUUAAUUGCUGGCUUCUGGUGCUGGCUCAAUAUAAUGAUGGUGUAAGUCUCACAAUUUUGCGUCCGGAGUGUUCAGAUCCGACCUCCCAUGUCACAACUCAUAAGCGGGGGCAGUUCCCAACCUUUACGCAUUCUGCUUAUGGUCUCCACUCUGCUACUGUCCAAUAAUAAACUCCAGGUGUGUGGAUUCUCC